AUGUUUAAUGAUACGAACCAAGAGUUUCUGAAAGCAAUAACCGAGCAGAGGGAAGAAGUCGAGCAGCUGCGGACACAACUUACCCCGGGGAGCCCGGGGAGCGGGGCCCCGCCGUGGGCCGAGGGUCAGCUCCGCGCCUACGGGUUCCGGACGCGGCCCAUCCCGCGGCUCCGCCAGGGAGACCCCCGCGCCGAGGAGCUCAUCGACAACGAGGAGCCCGUGGUGCUGACAGACACGAACCUGGUGUACCCUGCCCUCAAAUGGGACCUGGACUACCUGCAGGAGAACAUCGGCAACGGCGACUUCUCCGUGUACAGCGCCGGCACCCACAAGUUCCUCUACUACGAUGAGAAGAAGAUGGCCAACUUCAAGAACUUUAAGCCCAGGAGCAACAGGGAGGAGAUGAAGUUUCACGAGUUCGUGGAGAAGCUGCAGGACAUCCAGAGGCGGGGGAGCGAGGAGAGGUUGUAUUUGCAGCAGACUCUCAAUGACACGGUGGGGAGGAAGAUUGUAGUGGACUUCUUGGGCUUUAACUGGAACUGGAUCAAUAAGCAGCAGGGGAAGCGUGGCUGGGGGCAAUUGACCUCCAACCUGCUGCUUAUCGGCAUGGAAGGGAAUGUGACCCCGGCUCACUACGAUGAGCAGCAGAACUUCUUUGCUCAGAUCAAGGGCUACAAGCGCUGCAUCCUGUUUCCUCCAGACCAGUUUGAGUGCCUCUACCCGUACCCCGUUCACCACCCCUGUGACCGGCAGAGCCAGGUGGACUUUGACAAUCCCGACUACGAGAGGUUCCCCAACUUCCAGAACGUGGUUGGUUACGAGACAGUGGUCGGCCCCGGAGACGUCCUCUACAUCCCCAUGUACUGGUGGCACCAUAUCGAGUCUCUGCUGAAUGGCGGCACCACCAUCACUGUGAACUUCUGGUACAAGGGCGCUCCCACCCCUAAGAGAAUUGAAUACCCCCUCAAGGCUCAUCAGAAAGUGGCAAUAAUGAGGAACAUCGAGAAGAUGCUGGGCGAGGCGCUGGGAAAUCCACAGGAGGUGGGCCCCUUGUUGAACACGAUGAUUAAGGGCCGAUACGACUAGCCAGCCCGCGGCGGCUUCCCUGGCCACCGCCAUCCACGCCGCUUCACCGACGCAGACCGGAAGCUCCCGAGCGCUACUGUCGCACGCAGCACUUAACUCGGGGUCCCGUCGGCGGCGCGGGGCGGAGUGGUGCGUGGAAGCGGGUGGAGAGUGGGUAGCCGCUCCCUCUGUCCUCCCUCCCCCGAGUGACUUCUCCCCGGACUCCCCUCCGGUCUCUGCCCCGGAGUUCUUGGUUCGGAGCCCCCGGCGUCCCCACUCGACCCCCUCGGGCUUCCGGCCGCAGCCCGGGGCCAGCAGCACCCUCCCCUGGAGUGUCGGAAUGAAAUCCCGCCCGAGGUCACCGGGCCUCCGCCCCGCCUCUCCCUCAGGCCAGAGCUGGACAUCCGCUGCCCACCUGCAGCUGGAUCAGGCUGACCUCCGGGCUGCCGGGCGUCCCCUCGGCCUUUUGUGUCAUCGAGGCACCCGAGAGCACCCGGCGGCCUCCCCGGGCCCGGUAUACGGCGGCACGGUCCCGCCGCCCCCACCCCCUCCCCAGCUUCCCGGCGUGGCCAGGUGAUGGGACGCCGGCGUGGCUGCCGGAGAGACAUCAGCCGGCGCCGGGAGGAGGAGGAGAAGUGGAGGAGGUGAUCUCUGGGAGCGGACCCCCAGGGACCGGGGGAUAACGAGUUCCAAAGCACAGACGCCCGCCGUGACUCUCCUCGCCGGCAAGGGAUGCGACCGAACCCCUAGGAAGUGCCCAAGCAGUGAUUUCUGUAGGAAUUGUAUAUAUGUGUGAGUGUGAGUGUGCACGUGUGUGUUUAUCCCUGUGUGUAUCUAUCCCGUGGCCGGACGUAUCGAGGCUUUCCCUCUGCACGGCUGCUUAGCUCCAGCGAGGGGUUUUUUCCUGUUGGACUUUACCCUUUUGUGCCUCAGUUGGCCCCAGGUUGCCUGAGCAGACCUCCCACGGGGGCAGCAGGCGUACCCUCUGUACCCCCCAGGAGUCUACCCAGAACACCUCCCUCAGGCCUUCUUGAUGUCCACCCGAGGCUUCUGUGGCUCAUCGGGGGAACCGGCUCACUUCCCCCAUUGUGCCAGCCCCCGCCCUGCGGGGAGGAGAGAAGCCGAGGCAGGGGGCCUGUGGCCCGAACCCACCUGGGGAAGAGAGGGGCAAAAUGCGUCUGGAGUCACAGAAACAGGCAGCCCGGUGGUCGGGAGGAGGAGGAGGAGGGUGAGGCUGAACCGGACAGGGGCCAGGGCCCCCCUGGCCUGCGUGAGCAGACACUAGGACCUCAGAAAAACAUUCGGCAAGCUAAGCUGGCCCCGCAGCAAGGAGGAAGCUCCUCCCUCCCAGCCCCUCUCACUUCUGACCCGGCCGGACGGGGAGAAAGGAGGGCCGGGACCGCCAGACUCCCCUUUGAAGAGCGGUCCAGCGGGUGCCGCGGGAGGGGGGCCGGUGGAGGGACUCAAGGAGCCCGCUUCUUUUUUUUCGCCAAAGGUUUCAACCCUCUAAACCUCUAAUGUCCGAGCAGCGGUGUCCGCGUUAGGAACUCUUUCAUUUUACGAUGCACUGAUGGACUGCCGUCGGGGUGCGGGGAAGGCCGAUGGUUUGGUAAAUCCCUGUGCUUUCGGUACACCCCCCCCGCGAUGUCGGGAAACCGUGCGCGCUCUUCUUGGCGCGUGUGAAAGAGUCAGCGUGAAGGACACGGAACUCUUUGAAGUGUAGGUCUUUCAAUACAACCGUCUUUGGGAACCA
Molecule: messenger RNA, 2818 nt
Organism: Tachyglossus aculeatus (Australian echidna)
Lineage: Eukaryota; Metazoa; Chordata; Mammalia; Monotremata; Tachyglossidae
Gene: HIF1AN
Product: hypoxia inducible factor 1 subunit alpha inhibitor
Exons: 10
Coding region: 1-1086 (361 amino acids)
Biological process (GO): negative regulation of Notch signaling pathway; peptidyl-aspartic acid hydroxylation
Cellular component (GO): nucleus; cytoplasm
Molecular function (GO): ankyrin repeat binding; [protein]-asparagine 3-dioxygenase activity; peptidyl-histidine dioxygenase activity
Source: RefSeq, a predicted model, not a curated record